AUGGACUCCAUGCUGCAGAAACUCAACUCGGCGCUGCAGGAAGCAGUGGACGCCUUCAAUGGGCCUUUGCACACGGAUCUCCUCGGUACCUUCAAAGACCCCGAUUCUCUGCCACAAAGAGACAUGGGAGCUCGCACCGCCGUGUCCAGCAACAUCCCGGAUCUCCUCGCAGCCAUAGGACCGCAGUCCAUCGCAGAGCUCGCCAGCCGCUCCGGCUCCGCCAAGUCAAUGCGCGUGCUUCACAGCAACGGCAUCUUUGGCUACGACGCGACCAGCGGUUUUGGCACCGAUGAGAACAUCUUUGCCUACUUUGCAGCGCGCGGCCUCCAGGACAAGUUCCACGCGACGCUGGGUGCGGGCGCAGUCGCGCAGGCUCCCGGCACGCUGGCCGAUUAUCCGUGGGCCGAGCUAGGCGACGCAGUCGUGCUGGACAUGGGCGGCGGCGGCGGGGACUUUAUCGUGUCGUUUCUGCGAGCGCACCGGAUCUUGCGCUGGGCGUUGCUCGAGCUCGAGUCCGUGGUGGCCAUGGUGCAGCCCCGGUUUCAGGACGCCGACGGCGUAUUCGCAGACGUUGGGAAUAGGAUGGUUGCGCUGCAUGUCGGCGACUUUCACGACGCUGUUCCCGCGUACGAGGUGUACACGAUGAAGUGGUGUUUGCACAACUGGCGAGACGAAGAAGUCGUAAGGAUCUUGUUGGCCGUGCGGAGCGCCAUCAUCGAGACGCCACGGGUGAGGAUGGUCAUCAUCGAGGCGGUGCUUUCCGAGGGCCGCAGCUCGCGCGUGUGGCGCUAUGGGGACCUGACAAUGAUGGCGACGGUAAAUGGACAGGAGCGCACAGAGGAGGAAUGGCGGAGCCUCCCAGCGCGCCCGCGCUGGGAAGUCAAAAGCGUCUCGCCGUUGCGAAAUGCCUGGGCGUCAGCCAUUGACCUGAGGCGUAUCAGACUUGAGCUCAACAGGUCAGCGUUGAGUUGAAGGUUGAACUGGUGAAGUCCUUGCGCGUGAAUUGGCACACCAGGGUUGCCAAUUCGGCUUGGAAUCAAUUGUUCGGUAUCCCUCACAUCCGAAGUUCAGAUAAUUAUUAUUAUUAUUCCUACACCGCUGUGCCCUAGGGCGUGCCGGACCUUCAACAACUUACUGUACGGGAAAACCGCGCCCUCGUGGGCCGGGUGAAAAACCCAUAUCGACAAUUAAGGAAACGAUCAGUGUGUGAUCCUGCAAAUACAAAGUGGGAAGGCCUCUUGGCCUUCG
Parathielavia appendiculata is the source of this 1248-nucleotide messenger RNA. RefSeq names its product S-adenosyl-L-methionine-dependent methyltransferase. Bases 1 to 972 code for a protein of 323 amino acids. NCBI's taxonomy places the organism in Eukaryota, Fungi, Ascomycota, Sordariomycetes, Sordariales, Chaetomiaceae. The transcript is spliced from 3 exons. Gene Ontology annotation, molecular function: O-methyltransferase activity. The record is from RefSeq and is a predicted model, not a curated record.